GUCUCCCGGGCGCUGCGGGGUCCUGGACCAGCAUCAGCAGCGGUCCCGCCCGUGUGGGGUGCGUCGGGAGCAGGAGCAGGUCACGGUGAAUGUGAAAGUCAAGGAGGUGGCCUCACAUGAGAUGCAGACCUCUGGGGCGCUGCAGCAGCCCGGCGAUCCCUGGCCGGAGCAGGCGCGGGCCCAAACUGCGGAUGUGCCUCUGGAGGAGGCAGCACAGCGGGACAGCCCAGGGCCUCGGGACCAGCCACCUCGUAGCCCCAGAGAGGAGCCCAUGACGGACCUGGAGUCGGGUGCAGGAACCAUGAGGAAAGCUCAUCAGCAGCCUCCUGAAGAAGGGCCUGCAAACCUGGAGCUGCCGAGAAGUACCCCAGGGAGGCUGGGGGAGAGGGGCUCCCUGAGCCCUGAAGGGAUCCAACUGCAGCAGGGGCAGGGGAGGCUGGCAAUGCAGGUGGAGAGCACAGAGCUCCAGGAGGCCUUUGAGGACGUAGCUGUAUAUUUCACACGGGAGGAGUGGGAGCUGCUGGAAGACGCACAGAAGGGGCUUUACCGGGACCAGAUGCUGAGGAACUGGCGAGCCCUUGUUUCCCUGGGGUAUCGAGGUUCCACCCCUGACUUAAUCCACCGCAUUGCGCGAGGACAGGAGGAGCUCUGGGUCUGUGAUGAUGAGGACCGUGGGGACAUCUCGAAGUCAGAGGACCUGCUGCUAGGAGGCGCCUGGCUGGUGAGCAGAGCUGAGAAGCAAUGUCCUGAAGAAGGGCCUGCAAACCUGAAGCUACCCCAGACCCCCUCAGGGAAUUUGGGCAAGUUGGAGUCCCUGAGAUCUGAGGAAGACCAAUGGCUCAAGAGCCAGAGGAGGCCCCAAAAGCCAAGGGAGAAUAUAGCGGUGAAGCAGGGGCCAUCUUCCUUUGGGUGUGGAAGUGGAGAAAGGACCAGAGAGAUCCCUGGGCACAGGGAAGGAUAUGUGGAGCUGAGGAGCCAUGAGGCAAAGUUCUCCUGGAAAAAGACCCUACAUCAGAGCCAAGCCAGUGGGGAGGGUCUGAAAGGGGAGCAGGAGGUGCCCACCAAGCCCAGGGGCAAAGCCCAUCCCUCUCCUGAAUGCCAGAAAAAAUGUAGCUGCCCCUCACAAUGGGCUGUGCCACAUAGGUGCCCUGAGUGUGGAAAGAACUUCACUCGCUCAUCCCACCUGACCUUGCACCGGCGCAUCCACAAAGUGAAGAAACCACAUCAGUGCUCUGAGUGUGGGAAGAGCUUCACCUAUUCCUCCCAUCUGGUGCGACACCAGCGCUUCCAUACAGGGCAGAAGCCAUAUCAGUGUCCUGAGUGUGGGAAGAGCUUCACCCAUUCUUCCCAUCUGGUGCGACACCAGCGCAUCCAUACAGGGGAGAAGCCGUAUCAGUGCUCUGAGUGUGGGAAGAGCUUCACCCAGUCCUACAACCUGGCCCAGCACCAACGUAUUCACACAGGUGAGAAGCCAUAUCACUGCUCUGCGUGUGGGAAGAGCUUCAACCAGUCCUCCCAUCUGGCCCAGCACCAGCGUCUCCACACAGGGGACAAGCCAUAUCAGUGCUCUGUGUGCGGGAAGAGCUUCACCCAAUCUUACAACUUGGCCCAGCACCAGCGUGUUCACACGGGGGACAAGCCAUAUCAGUGCCCUGAGUGUGGGAAGAGCUUCACCUACUCCUUCAGCCUGGCCACACACCAGCGUUUACACACGGGGGAGAAACCACAUCAGUGUCCUGAGUGUGGGAAGACCUUCACGUAUUCCUCUGUUCUGGCACGACACCAGCGCAUCCACACAGGGAAAAAGCCACAUCAGUGCUCUGUGUGUGGGAAGAGCUUCACUCAGUCCUCCCACCUGGCCCAGCACCAACGUAUCCACACAGGGGAGAAGCCAUAUCAGUGCUCUGAGUGUGGGAAAAGCUUCACCCAGUCCUUCAGCCUGGCCACACACCAGCGUAUGCACACAGGGCAGAAGCCAUAUCAGUGCCCUGAGUGUGGGAAGAGCUUCACCCAUUCCUCCAUUCUGGUGCGACACCAGCACAUCCAUACAAGGAAGAAGCUACAUCAGUUCUGUGGGAAGAGCUUUACCAAGUCCUCCCACCUAGCUAGGCACCACAGUAUCCACACACAGGAGAAGCCACAUCUGUGCUCUGAGUGUGGGAAGAGCUUCAUCCGAUCCUACAGUCUGGCACACCAACGUAUUCACACAGGUGAGAAGCCACAUCAAUGUUCUGUGUAUGGGAAGAGUUUCACCUAAUCCUCCAGUCUGGCCAAUCUCCAGAGCAUCCAUACAGGGGAGAAGCCAUGUCAGUGCUCUGAGCGUGGGAAGAUUCAGCCAGUUCUCCAGCCUGGCCAGAUACCCAUGAAUCCACACAAGGAGAAACAACAUCAGUCCUCUGUAAGGAUAGCGUCCACAAAUCCUUCCCUCUGGCGAAACACCACUGCAUCCAUACCCGGGAGUAUCAAUAAUUCUUUCAGCAGUGCGUAUGCCUACCUGCUCAGCUCCCACCACUGGCUGCCUCUAGACAAGCAGCCUCCUGCUGGAGUUCAGGAGGAGAUGAGCCCAGAUGCUGAGGGGAACAGCAUGUGAAGGGAUGAUCUUUAUAUCAGUCUUGGAGCCUGUGCCUUCCCCAGCACCUUCCAGGGUGCCCUCCCCAAGACGGCUAGCUCCAAAUACCCCUAGGUCCUGUCCUUGGCCACCUCGCCUGCUCUUUGGGUCUGCAAGAAGCUGCUGCUGCCACCCCCUGAGCCUACUCUGCCAGGUUUUGCUUCUCAGUCUCUCUCCAGUACCCCGUACCCCUGGGAGCCUGCUGCUCCCCUGCUGUCCUACCCUUCAUAGCACUCUGUAAUGCAGUCUCUGCUCAGAAAGCCCCAGCGCUGAACAUGGUAUCCCUGUGGCUGGGCUCUGUGCCCUCUCCAGAGCUGAGAGUCAGGAACCAACCAACCAGUACCCAUAACCCUUUGCAGGGCACAUCUCCCUAUCCCUUCUGCGGUCUAGGGUCUGUUCAAACCUUCAGGCGCAGGUGUCAGUCACACUCAAGGCCUCCCUCCCAUGUACUGCUGUGCAGCAAGGACCCUGCCCUUUGGAAGGAGCGUGCAGCCAGAGGAAAGACGAGUGCUUUUUCUGUGGGAAAUGUGGGCGGGGGGAAGGAGGGUGCAGCCUGUGGCAGGUCCUGCCUCCUGUGGAAGUAUGGGAAGAGUAUGAGGACAUCCUCUAGGUGAAAUGCAGCAUGUUGUCAUCUGGGAAAUGUUCCCUGAUCACUAGUAUCCCAAUACAGCAUGUCCCGUGUGGAAGAACUGACUUUGGCUUUUGUAUGUGUCCAGCUGAAAUACAAGGUGCCAGAGACAUCCUGGAUAUAACACCCUGGGAUCCUGCUCCACCACCGCCCCCUGCAUUCCCCCACACUGCCUUGGAUGGUAGCAGAGACACAAUCUCUCUGGGACGCUAGGCCAGCUGGAAAGGCAGACUGGGAGAUCUGCCUGAUUUGAGGGCACAACACUCAGCCCCUGUGCAUCUUACCGAGAGCCACUCACAGCUCAAGCUGCCUCUGUCUCCUCACUACACAAAGAGACUGGACCCAGGGCAUGGUAGACACACAUGGGUGCAAAUAAACACUAGACUCGUG
This is a messenger RNA of Alligator mississippiensis (American alligator), 3626 nucleotides long. RefSeq names its product zinc finger protein 436. The record is from RefSeq and is a predicted model, not a curated record. Gene Ontology annotation, biological process: regulation of transcription by RNA polymerase II. Gene Ontology annotation, cellular component: nucleus. Lineage: Eukaryota; Metazoa; Chordata; Crocodylia; Alligatoridae. Gene Ontology annotation, molecular function: RNA polymerase II cis-regulatory region sequence-specific DNA binding; DNA-binding transcription activator activity, RNA polymerase II-specific.